Messenger RNA from Cololabis saira (Pacific saury), 3356 nucleotides. RefSeq names its product aprataxin and PNKP like factor (gene aplf). Gene Ontology annotation, cellular component: nucleus; site of double-strand break. The transcript has 10 exons. Gene Ontology annotation, molecular function: DNA-(apurinic or apyrimidinic site) endonuclease activity; 3'-5' exonuclease activity; protein binding. Gene Ontology annotation, biological process: double-strand break repair. The coding region runs from base 194 to 1549 and encodes 451 amino acids. NCBI's taxonomy places the organism in Eukaryota, Metazoa, Chordata, Actinopteri, Beloniformes, Belonidae. The record is from RefSeq and is a predicted model, not a curated record.
UUUGAACCAGUGUGCAGAAGUUUGAGUUUGAACCAUGGUUUGAACUCUGCUAGAAUUGCUCCUGUGGGUGAAAACAUUCCUUCUGUUGACGAUAAAGUUCUCUGAAUCGGAUCUAGAGCAGGACUAGGAGGGGGCGUUUACCCAGCCUUCACCUCCCCGGGACUCGUUGCCCCCCGGCCCGCCUGCAGCGCUGAUGUCCGGCUUCCACCUGGUCCCCGUGGACGGGGGGGACCCGGUGCACCUGCCGCCGGGGGAGACGCUGCUGGGCCGAGGGUCCUUACUGGGGGUCAGCGAUAAAAGAGUUUCCAGACAUCACGGACUGCUGCAGAACCUGGACGGACAGCUGCGUGUUAAGCCCAUCCACGUGAACCCGUGUUUCAUCCAGACUGAGUCCAACGACGAGCCCCGCCCGCUGCAGAAGGACUGCUGGUACCCACUUCGCCACGGCGAGCUGCUGUCCCUCCUGCCGGGCCGGUUCGUGUUCCGGGUGGAGGCGGUGGGCGGAGGCCGGCGGGCUCCCAGCCAGACGUCUGAGGAAGAGGAGCCACUAGGUGUUCCUGGGCCGGAUGCCGAGGCGGUGCCUGCUUCACCUGCAGAGAGUCUCAGGGACCAGGAGAAAGCCGGGAGCCCUGGAAACAGUUUCACCAAGGCUGGCGACGGCGGUGACGGUGCUCCAUCUGCACACAGGAAGAGGGUUUUACCGGCGUGGAUGAUGGCGGCCGACGUGGCUUCGACGACUCCGUCCUCCACCGUCGGAGGUACCACUGCAACCGUUUCCAGAGCGCAGGAAGUUCAGUCCCCUGUGAAGACGAGUAAACGACCCGCGGCGCGGCCAGCGCAGGCCACGCCCACUGCUGCCUCCUCACGUGAAGCGGUGGAGAACAGCGGGGAGGAGGAGAGGCCGAGGAAGAAGAGGAGGGAGGGGAGCGAUGAAGAAGGAAACCCUCCGACCAGAACAGCUGAGUUGUCAACGGGCGAUCCUUCAGAACUGUCCACGGACACAUAUGGGAGUAAAACCGGCACAUCUGAGGUCCCUGACCAGUCCGAGCUGGAGGUGGAAGCCGACAGAGGAGGAGACGCUUCGUCCCGGGCUCCCAAAGUCAGGAAAUCCAAGGAGGAGAAGAAGGCGCCAGUUCCAGAUCCGUCCAAACCCGUCAGACAGCCGUGUCCAUACGGGAAGGACUGCUACAGGAAGAACCCGCUUCAUUUCCAGGACUGCAGUCACCCCGGCGACGCUGACUACAAAGACGACGAGGAGGAGGACGAGGCGGGUCGACCCGAGUGUCCGUACGGAACCGACUGUUACCGGAAAAACCCUCUUCACAGGAAGGAGUACAAACACACCAGGAGAGCAGCUCGCUCCACUCGAACCGUCGCCAGAGGCACCGCCGAUGAUGAUGAUGAUGAUGACGACGGCUUCAUCAAUGACGACAGCGAGGACGGAGGCGACGACUCGGACUACAUCCCUCAGGCGUCGGACGGCAGCGAUAAGGAGGACGUGGAGCGACUGCAGAGAGAAGCCCGGGCCUUCGUGAAGAGGAGGAAGUAGGAGUUGUUGUGUUUGGACUCGCGAGCGAGUCCUGAACAGUCCGAUCCUGAAGUCUGUGUCUCAGACAACAAAGACUCUCUUCCUGAAUACUUCCACUUUAAAACCAUUGUGGAGCGUCGCAGGUAGACUUUUAAUUUGAAAAGCCAUCAGCAAGAGCUCUUUGAUCAGGAACAUGAAACUGGGGUGACGGAGUCAGGAAGUCCAGAACUACAGUAGUCCCGAUCCACCUGUGACGCCUUCAGACAAGAAGUUCACAAAAACAGGAAAUGCUCUUCGUUAAACUGUGAUAACACGUAAAUGUAAAGUUUUUAUACUUAAAAAAACUCUGAAUGUUCCAAUCCCAAAGCUUUUCACAUUCAAAGCUUUUAAAAUUACACAUAUACACUACAACUACGAAGAGCUUCUUUCUGAGGAAUUCCAGUCAUUUCCUCUUUGGAGGUUCUUCCAUAUUUAAAGCUUUAAAAUGAGCGGUUAACGAAACCAUUAAUGUGGAAAAAUACCUGUUGAGCCUCAUGGUUUUUAACAUCCAUCCAUCCAUUAUCUAUACCCACUUUAUCCUUUGCAGGGUCAUGGGGGUCUGCUGGAGCCUAUCCCUGCUAUUUUCAGGCGAGAUGCAGGGGUUACACCCUGGACAGGUCGCCAGUCCAUCGCAGGUUUUUAACAUUAAAAAGUGAAAAGGCAUUAGAUCAUUGUGGACAAGCAGCUUUGAAGAAGGAGACUACGUAAAGUGUUCUCAGAAAUACGAGAACGAACUGGAGCUGGGAGCGGAUUUCUUCUUUGUCAUCCUGAUUAAUCCACAUCUGCAUGGUUUUUCACAUUAAAAGAGCUCUAUUUUUUUAUACAGGUUUUUAAUUUAAAAAAAGCGGGAAGCGCUUUGCUCAGGAACAAACAUGAAACCGGGACAACAGUCGGGGAACGACCACUAUAGUUUUCACACUAAAGUUAACUCCAGCUAUUCCUUCUUGACUCUACACGAAAAGACCUGAAAUGAGAAGUUUGAAGAUAUUUAAUGUGAAAAAGUCACUUUUUAUUGAUCAGGAUUACAAUAAAGAACUGGAACGACAAACCAGACUUUCAUCUGCAUGUUAUUUUCACAUUAAAAGUCUUCCAACAUUCUAACAAACGCUUUUAAUUUGAAAAAAAACCAUUAAGAGUUUAUUGAUCAGGACAGCAAAGACAGGAUUUCAACUCAACAUGAAUAAUGUUUUUAGCGCUGGAUCUAAAGGUGCGGCUCUCUUACGCACACUUACGUCAGCGAUACUGACUUAUGACAUCGUACGGGGUAUUUAUAGAAUACAAACUGUAAACACGUGUACUGAUAAAAAUCCGUGCUGUGUUGCAGGUGUAAUUGAUGAGAGUAAGUAGAGAUAUUUAACUGGAUGUUUAUUGAGUUAAAUGGAAUUAGCUGUUUUUCUUUCAGUUUCCACUUUAUUUCUUGAUAUUUUUCAUAUUAAAAGCCAAUAAAAGGAAGAUGAGACUUUUAUUGUGAAAAGAUGAGACUGGUUUGUGGUGAGUUUUUAAAGAUUCAUCACUACAAAAUAAAAGCUUGUCUCUGAAGUCAAACCGACCCAAAGGUGCAGUUGUCUCCGGUGCUCUGUAGUGAGCCGUCCUCAACGAUUCCAGCGUGUCCCGAGCACCGUGUUCAACAGAGACGGGCCACCAAGACCAGAAGCAGCUAGACCAGACUGACACUGGAAGACCUGGGCAUGUUUUAAUGUCGCUGUGGUUAAAUGUGUGCAAGGAUGUUCUCAUUUCCUGCUGCUGCUGUAAAUAUGUUGAAUGUUUGUCCUCUGUGGUUUUAAUACAU